AUGGAAUCCAACGUCCCCUUCACGCUCGACCUCCCAACAUGCCUGUGCACGGCAUUCGCACUGUCCAUGAUGCCAAUUGCCUACUUCUUCAGCACGGCCUUGAUCCCCUCCACCCAGAAGCGCAACCGCUUCCUCUUCUUCUGGCACGCCUACGAUGCCCUCACCCACCUCUUCGUCGAAGGCUCCUUCCUCUACGAAUGCUUCACCAGCUACGUCUCCGUCCCCGCCGCCCUCAACCGUGAACCCUUCUUCCUCGGCCAGAAGGACCGCGUCUACGGCGCUGCGUAUGGCACGGGCCCCAGUGCGCGCCUGUGGCAGGAAUAUGCAAAGGCAGAUUUCCGCUGGGCGACCGCGGACGCUAAUGUGGUUGCGCUGGAGCUUCUGACGGUUUUCCUCGGCGGACCGGCCGCUAUUUACAUUUGUUAUUUGCUGUGGAAGUCGUCGAGUAGCCGAGCCACGGUUUCGGCGCGUGGUGCGGCCAAGGCGAAGCUGUGGCUUGUUGCGCCAGCGUUGGCGACUGCUGAGUUGUAUGGGGGAUGGAUGACGUUUGCGCCGGAGUGGCUUACGGGGAGCUCGCAGUUGGAGACUGGGAAUGCGGUUUAUUUGUGGUUUUAUCUGUUCUUCUUUAACACGCUGUGGGUGUGGAUUCCGGUUUGGAUUUUGUGGGAGUCUGCUAAGGAGCUUCACGGUGCGUUCGUGACGGCUGAGGGGAGUGACGAGCGCAAAAGCCAGUAA
Messenger RNA from Aspergillus chevalieri, 735 nucleotides. Its product is annotated as EXPERA domain-containing protein. Lineage: Eukaryota; Fungi; Ascomycota; Eurotiomycetes; Eurotiales; Aspergillaceae. The record is from RefSeq and is a predicted model, not a curated record. Gene Ontology annotation, molecular function: cholestenol delta-isomerase activity. The coding region runs from base 1 to 735 and encodes 244 amino acids. The transcript has a single exon. Gene Ontology annotation, biological process: sterol metabolic process. Gene Ontology annotation, cellular component: endoplasmic reticulum; membrane.